AUGGUCUGUUUACUAUCAUAUAGAAAGUCUUUUAGACUAUUUGAUAGAAAAUUCAGUUUAUUAGCGAGGUCUUUGAAUAAUAAAACAGUGUUUAAUGUAAGACGUUAUGUUAGUGUUGUUUCUGUGAAUACAGACCUUUCGCAAAAUGUAAACUCCGCUGAAAUAAACCGACUUCAAAGACUUCGUAAUAUAGGUAUAAGUGCACAUAUUGACUCAGGAAAAACAACAUUAACUGAGCGCGUUCUUUAUUAUACUGGAAGAAUAAAAGCAAUACAUGAGGUUCGAGGAAAAGAUGGUGAAGGAGCCAAAAUGGAUAGCAUGGAAUUAGAAAGAGAGCGAGGUAUUACAAUCCAAUCUGCUGCGACUUAUUGUAAUUGGAAAUGGCAAGAUCAUGGAAAUUAUAAUAUCAAUAUUAUUGACACUCCAGGACAUGUUGACUUUACUAUUGAGGUUGAACGUGCACUAAGGGUUCUUGAUGGUGCUGUUUUAGUUUUAUGUGGUGUCGCUGGUGUUCAAGUAAGCGUUAGUCAAACCAUUACCGUCGACCGUCAAAUGCGUCGAUAUAGUGUCCCUCGCAUAUCAUUUAUUAAUAAAUUAGAUCGUGUUGGUGCAAAUCCAUUCAAUAUAAUUGAACAAAUUCGACAAAAAUUGAGAAUAACCGCGGCUGCUGUACAAAUUCCGAUAGGGCUCGAAGACAACUUAAAAGGUGUUGUCGAUUUAGUAAAAUGGAAAGCUAUUUAUAAUGAAGGAAAUCGAGGUGAAAAGGUGGUUGAAAAAGAAAUUCCAGAAGAUUUGAUAGAAUUUUCUAUGAAAAAACGUCAAGAAUUAAUUGAAACUCUUGCAGAUAUAGAUGAUCAAAUUGCAGAAAUUUAUCUAAAUGAAGAGAAUCCUACUUCACAGCAAUUAAUGGACGCAAUAAGACGCGUGACAAUCACAAACAAGUUUACACCUGUUUUAAUGGGAUCAGCAUUUAAGAAUACUGGGGUACAACGCGUUUUAGAUGCCGUGUGUGCCUAUCUUCCUAAUCCUUCUGAAGUGGAAAAUAGUGCUUUAGAUAUAAGUCGUAAAGAAGCCGUUGUUCCUCUUAUUCCUUAUUCGAUAAAUCCUUUUGUAGGCUUAGCUUUUAAAUUGGAAGAUGGGAGAUUUGGUCAAUUAACAUAUAUAAGAGUUUAUCAAGGAUCUUUAAAAAAAGGUGCUACAGUAACUAAUACAAAGACUUUAAAGAAAGUUAAGAUUCCAAGGCUUGUUCGUAUGCAUUCUAAUGAAAUGGAGGAUGUAAAUGAAGUAGGAGCAGGAGAAAUAUGUGCAAUGUUUGGAGUUGAAUGUUCUUCUGGUGAUACAUUUACUGAUGGCACGCUUGCUUAUACAAUGACAUCAAUGUUUGUUCCAGACCCUGUGAUCUCAUUAGCAAUUAAGCCUAAAGUCAAAGAUGCUCCAAAUUUUUCAAAGGCAUUAAAUAAGUUUCAGCGCGAAGAUCCAACAUUCCGUGUAACAUAUGAUCUAGAAAGCAAAGAAACUAUUAUAUCAGGAAUGGGAGAAUUGCAUUUAGACAUUUAUAUUGAACGUAUGAGAAGAGAAUAUAAUGUUGAUUGUAUAACUGGUAAACCACAAGUGGCCUUUAGAGAAACUAUAACAUCCAAGUCCAAAUUUGAUUAUACUCAUAAAAAACAAACCGGUGGUGCUGGACAAUAUGGUAAAGUUGUUGGAUAUAUCGAACCUUUGCCUAUUGUUGAAAAUGAUGAAGAACAAUUGCCUAGCUUUGAAAAUCGUGUUGUUGGUGGUCAUAUUCCAACUCAAUUUAUACCAGCUGUCGAAAAGGGAUUUUAUGAUGCCUUAGAAAAAGGUGGAUUAAUUGGACAUCCAGUAAAAGAUGUUCGAUUCGUUCUUUUAGAUGGCCAACAUCACGCAGUAGAUUCUUCCGAAUACGCUUUUCGUUUAGCAGCACAAUAUGCAUUUCGCGAAGCUUUUUUAAAAGCAAAUCCUGUUAUAUUAGAACCUAUAAUGAAUGUAUCGGUAACAUCGCCAAUAGAAUUUCAAGGAACCGUUAUUGGAAAUUUAAAUAAACGAAAAGGAACUAUUUUAGAUACUGAUGUACAUGAAGAUUAUUUUGUAGUAACUGCUGAAGUUUCUUUAAAUAAUAUGUUUGGUUAUUCUAGCGAUUUAAGGAGUGCUACACAGGGUAAAGGUGAAUUUACUAUGGAAUAUAAAACUCAUCAGAUGGUUUUACCAUACGUACAAGAAGAAUUAAUUGAUGAAUAUAAGAAAAGAAGAGCUGCUGAAAAAAAAUAA
Messenger RNA from Funneliformis mosseae, 2289 nucleotides. The record is from the annotation of a GenBank genome assembly. NCBI's taxonomy places the organism in Eukaryota, Fungi, Glomeromycota, Glomeromycetes, Glomerales, Glomeraceae.